GCUACUGAUUGCUUUGUCCCAGGAAAUCGUCCCUCUCUCUUCCCGUGAAACAUGUUUCAAGCAUUUCCCUUCCCGCGUGGUUGGGCGGCCCGUCGUCAUUCAUCUGAAAAGACCCACACACGCCUGCCUUUGGUGGGGGAGGCCCGUCUCGGGCAGCACAAUGGCCAGCAUAACCUCAAAUGAAAACAUGGCAUAAAUACGAUUACGGGCGAUGAUGUAGUGCUUUAUGCAUUCGCGGCAUCUCAACCUCCGCAGUCCCGGCUACCUGGUUUGGUAUAUAUAUGUACUGGCAGAGAAGUGCUCCCUAUUGUUACCUACCAUCCCAGUAAGCCCACUUCCAUCAGAUAACGUUCUCAUCAAAUUCGCUGACAAGGCCGAUGACGGCGAUGGCUGGCCGCUGGAAUGCGGGGGAUAAGCUGUGGCACAUGCACUAGAGCACAAAAUGCGGGGGUUUUAAAAGCUCCGAUUUCCAGGUCGAUAUAUUUCUACCAUAUUGUCGAUAUGUGUGGAAGACCAGUCUAGUAACCAUUGCAAAGGAAUCAGAGACUUCUCCAUUUCAUUCUAACUUUAUCUCUGUGCAGAUUGCCGACGGAUUUACGGUAGCUAUAACACUCGGUUUGGGCGGUCAGCUGUGUGACCCAGGUCAAAGCCAUAGUCUGCACCUCACGAUCCCAGAGGCAACCGGCAGGACCGGCCUGGUUGUGUUUCCACGCUGCAAUUCCGAAGUCUCAACCGCGACUCCGGCAAAUCCAUUUUCCUCAGCUUCUCUGGGGAAGAUCCACGACCCGAUCCAGAUUUCUCCGCAGCCGACUGGAGACAAGUUUUCCCCGCAUCCGCACGCCCGCAGUUCACUCACCCCACACUUCCGAUCUGAACUGAACCCUUUGGCAGCUGGUAGAGAAGCUUAGUUCAAGAGUUCGGAAUGCCGUGAUUCUGCGAGUAAGAAAUAUACAUGCAUUUGCCAUCCCCACUGCCGUUCCGCUGUUGAUCCAACAGCGCGAAUGUCCACACCAAUCUGUGAUGGAUAUUGCCCACCAGACCAGCUGCCGAGGCAUGGCCCCCCAGGUCGUGUAGAGAGCUAUAUAUCCGCUGAAUAUCAUUUAUUUUCUCGUGGUUCUUGUUGACUGCUUCAGCUCUUGACACAGUGACAUCCCACAACAUCACCUCUUGGACAAAUCGCUAAACACCUGCCCCCUAUUUCAGUCCAAAGAUACCUACCCCUGAAUAGCAUUGUCACCAAAACAACAUCAAGAUGCCUCACUCCACGGCCGCAGACGUCUAUGACCUGCGCAUCGUCGUCAUCGGCGCAGGCAUGGGAGGCUUAGGCACCGCCCUCGCCUUCGCCAAAAAGGGCUUCAAAAACAUCUCCGUCUACGAAACUGCCUCCAACCUCGGCUUCGUCGGCGCGGGAAUCCAAAUGCCACCAAACGUCAUGCGCGUCCUCGACCGCCUCGGAGUAGCCCCCGAGAUCGAAGCCGAAGCCACCGACGUCCAAGCCACCAGCAUCAGACAGGGCAGCACAAACGAAGAGCUCGCCCACGUCUCCAUGCCUGACAUUCGUGAGAAGUAUGGGUUUCCUCAUCUCACCGGUCACCGCUCCAACCUCGCGGGGAGUCUGUAUAACGGCUGCUUGAAGGAACCGGCGAUCAAAUUCUACUUUGGCACAUCCCUUGUCAACAUCACGUCCUUCUCCCCCAAGCCAACGUUGAUUUUCAGGUCCCGUGCUCAGGAAGAGGAGUUCACAGUUGAAUGCGAUAUUUUGCUUUCGGCGGAUGGGAUCAAAUCCCCUACCCGGUCUCACCUUCUCAGGGCGUCGCACAACUUGACGCAGACGGAAGAGGAGGACACCGGCCAGGCUGCGUAUAGAAUCAUGCUCACAAGGGAACAGCUUGCCCCUUUUCCGGAGCUGAUCAAGUUGCUGGAUAGCAACACUGUGGUGAGGUGGGUGGGUGAGAGGAGGCAUAUUAUUGCGUAUCCUGUCUCUAACCACAACAUUUACAACAUCUCGACUGCUCACCCGGAUACCAACUUUGCCUCGGCCACGUCGGCGACGUAUACCACCAAGGGCUCAAAAUCGCAGAUGCUGUCGGUGUUUGAGACUUUCUGCCCGCUGGUGCAGGAUAUGCUUAACCUCGUACCUGAUGGUGAAGUCUGCGAGUGGAAACUGCGGAUUCACAAGCCUCUUCCUACUUGGGUUCACGGGUCGGUUGCUCUUGUUGGGGACGCGUGCCAUGCCACGCUUCCGCAUCUCAGUCAGGGUGCGGCUAUGGCCAUUGAGGACGGGGCGGUCUUGGCCGAGGUUGUGAGCGAGAUUCCGGCGGAGAAGAUUCACGAUGGGGAGACGAUUACCAAGACGUUGAAGGUGUAUGAGUUGUUGCGGAAGCCGCACUGUACCGCGCUGGUGGAUCUGGCGACUCACUCUGGACGGGUAUUGCAUUUGGGAGAGGGCAAGGCGAAGGAGGAGAGGGACAAGGCAUUCAAGGAGAACGGAAAGUCAGGGUCGGUGCCUGACAAGUGGGCUAGUCCGGACGUGCAGAAGAUGAUUUAUGCGAAUGAUUGUGUCAAGGAGGCGAGGGAGAGGUUUGGGAAGUUGUUUGCUAGCUUGUAGAGAGCGGGGUGGUUGUAGGAGUAAUGAUAUCACGGACAUACUUUCAACGUCUCUACCUGAGGCUCAAAUGGGGUCGCUUUUCGUAUAGUCACUGGUGGGCAUGAAGCCCAUCAUGACAAAUGACCACAGGACUCCAUAUAUAGAGAGGUG
Molecule: messenger RNA, 2758 nt
Organism: Podospora bellae-mahoneyi
Lineage: Eukaryota; Fungi; Ascomycota; Sordariomycetes; Sordariales; Podosporaceae
Exons: 2
Coding region: 1253-2608 (451 amino acids)
Molecular function (GO): monooxygenase activity; FAD binding
Source: RefSeq, a predicted model, not a curated record